AUGAGUGCUCCUGCCCUCAACGCGCCUUUGUGCGCAGCUGGCGAAACUGCAGACGAUGGCGCUCCCAGCCCUCAGAUAUCAUCGAAGGCCGUAGAGUCGGCAGACGCACCUGACUACGCAUGGAGGGGUUUCAAUCCGGGCGCGGCGAGCCUACGAGAGAUGGGUCGUCUGUCGACGAGCGACUUCAACCAGAUUCUCAAAGGAUAUCAAUAUGAAGAGGCCCUCGAGAGUGCGCCCGUUGCCAUGAACGUCGAGCGGGACGCGCGGGACGCCACUGACGCGGUCUAUUCCGAGUUUAUCGCGUCCCUCAGGCUCAAUGACGAGCAAGCGCAGACAGCACUGGCUACGUACUUCUUGAAGGCGGAGAGGGCCAGCAGUCCAGGACUCCAGACGUAA
This is a messenger RNA of Peniophora sp. CBMAI 1063, 396 nucleotides long. NCBI's taxonomy places the organism in Eukaryota, Fungi, Basidiomycota, Agaricomycetes, Russulales, Peniophoraceae. The record is from the annotation of a GenBank genome assembly.